Messenger RNA from Rotaria socialis, 963 nucleotides. NCBI's taxonomy places the organism in Eukaryota, Metazoa, Rotifera, Eurotatoria, Philodinida, Philodinidae. The record is from the annotation of a GenBank genome assembly.
AUGAAUAUUUCUACAGCGACCAUCUUUUCGUCUGGAUGGAACUCAACAGGAAUCACUGUUGCUGGUAUCACCGGUUAUUCGGGUACAAGUGCUGACCGACUCACUAAUCCGUUUGGCGUGAAAUUGGAUGAAGCGAACACAAUUUAUAUUGCCGAUCGUGGUAAUAACAGGGUACAGAGAUGGCCCACGGGAGCGUCAAGUGGAACCACAGUGUGCGGACAGUCCAGUGGAACAUCGGGUGUUGCACUGAAUUGUUUAAAUAAUCCAGGCAAUGUGGAGGUCGAUUCAAAUGGAAACCUUUAUGUGACAGAAAUUUUCAAUUAUCGAGUUCUAUUCUGGCCAAAUACCACAUUUAUGGGUGCAAUCGUCGCCGGCAAUGGUGUUGCUGGCUCCUCGAACAAUCAACUUGAUCAACCUCAUGGUAUUGCAUACGAUUGGAACUCAAACAUCCUUUACGUUGCUGAAUAUAACAAUCAUCGUGUUAUGAAAUAUCUGUCUGGCGCCACAUCAGGAAGUGUAGUUGCUGGCGGAAAUGGAGCAGGAAAUGGUAAUACACAGUUAAAUUAUCCGGUGGGUCUUUAUUUGGAUUCGUCAACAAACAGUCUUUACAUUGCCAAUUUCGGUGCCAACAACAUUGUUCGCUGGGUAUUGGGUGCCAGUACUUGGACACUUGUAGCAGGUAUUGGUGGAUUGGCUGGUAGCAACUCGACAUUGCUUAGAUCACCAGGUGAUGUCAAACUCGAUUCGUUGGGAAAUUUAUAUGUUGCUGAUACUAUCAAUCAUCGAAUACAAUUUUUCAGAGUUGGUGAGUCUAAUGGCACUACAAUUGCAGGUGUUACUCUUUCAUCAGGCAGUAACUCAAAUCAACUAAACUUACCGUUUGGAUUGGCAGUCGACAGUCAAUUCAAUGUAUAUGUCGCAGAUUAUGGCAAUCAUCGAAUACAGAAGUUUUUGCACUACUAA